Molecule: messenger RNA, 1735 nt
Organism: Aspergillus sclerotioniger CBS 115572
Lineage: Eukaryota; Fungi; Ascomycota; Eurotiomycetes; Eurotiales; Aspergillaceae
Gene: adB
Product: adenylosuccinate synthase ADE12
Exons: 4
Coding region: 303-1577 (424 amino acids)
Biological process (GO): 'de novo' AMP biosynthetic process; IMP metabolic process
Cellular component (GO): cytoplasm
Molecular function (GO): GTP binding; adenylosuccinate synthase activity
Source: RefSeq, a predicted model, not a curated record
CUUUUUUCGGCUUUUGGUCUUUGACGGUUGCGAACUUUUUGCUGCUGCUCCAGUCACCUCAGGUAUAGCUUGGGAUCCUUUGGUGUUCUUUAAUCAUCUUACCCUCUUACGAGCUUCCUUAGCUUACGGCUUUUGUCCGUUUCCACCUUGUUUCAUCGUUGCCUCAUCCCGCAUCGUGCCCCGCGUUGUCCGUUUCCCGUGUCAUAGACCGCUGUUCGAUUUGCUUCUCGCGAAUUGAAGAUUCACGCAUUGAGCUACACAAUUGAAAUAUAUUUGUGGCUUCAUAUCAUCAACACGCAAUCAUGGGUAUCUCAAUUGUUCUGGGUAGCCAGUGGGGUGAUGAAGGAAAGGGAAAGAUCACAGAUAUGCUUGCGCAGCAGGCUACGCUUUGCUGCCGUGCCGCUGGCGGUCACAAUGCUGGUCAUACCAUUGUUCACGGCGACAAGACCUACGACUUUCACAUCCUCCCGUCCGGUCUCGUCUCCCCCGACUGUGUCAACCUGAUUGGCGCCGGUACCGUGGUACACGUCCCCAGUUUCUUCAAGGAGCUGGCUUCUCUGGAGACCAAGGGUUUGGACAGCGCCGGCAAGCGCAUCUUCAUUUCCGACCGCGCUCACGUCUGCUUCGACCUGCACUCCGUUGUGGAUGGUCUGGAAGAGGCUAAGCUGGGUGGUCGCAAGGUUGGCACCACCGGUAAGGGUAUCGGCCCCUGCUACAGUGACAAGGCUGCCCGUCGCGGUGUCCGUGUGGGUGAAAUCCUGGACGAGGCUCUUUUCGAGCGUAAGCUGCGAUCAUUGGACGCUGGUUACCGCGCCAGAUUUGGCGAGCUGGAGUACAGCGUUGAGGAGGAACUUGCCCGUUUCAAGGAAUACCGCCAACGCCUGGGCCCUUACAUUGUCGACCAACUGGCCUUCCUCCAGAAGUACAAGGACGCCCCCAACACCCUGGUUGAGGGUGCCAACGCGCUCAUGCUGGACCUGGACCACGGUACUUACCCCUUCGUGACCUCGUCGUCGACCGGUCUGGGUGGUGCCGUGCAGGCCCUGUCCCUCAACCCCACCAGCAUCACCUCCAUCAUCGGUGUGGUCAAGGCCUACACCACCCGUGUCGGCUCGGGUCCUUUCCCCAGCGAGCAGCUGAACGAGUCCGGUGACAAGCUGCAGAGCGUUGGUAGGGAGUUCGGUGUCACCACCGGCCGUAGACGUCGUUGCGGUUGGUUCGACAUGGUCCUGUGCCGAUACUCCCAGGCUAUCAACCACUACACUGCGCUUAACCUGACCAAGCUGGACGUGCUCGAUGACUUUGACGAGAUCAAGGUUGGUGUCGCUUACAUUCUGCCCGACGGCACCCGCACGGAGAACACGAUGCCGGCCGACCCGGAGGUGCUGGAGAAGGUGCAGGUUGAGUAUGUUACCCUCCCCGGCUGGAAGAGCAACACCAUGGGUGUCAAGAAGUACGAGGACCUGCCCGCCAACGCGCGCGCUUACAUCGAGUACAUCGAGCGCGGCCUGGGUGGUGUCCCGGUCAAAUGGAUCGGUACUGGUCCGGCUCGUGACCACAUGAUCUGCCGCGAGUAGACAUAGAAAAGGUUUGUUUAUUUUUGUUAUAAUAUCCUGACUCGGUGCAGCUGGGAUGAUUUGUAUCAUGUGUAUAUGAUACCGGUGGCUAUCCGUGGUAGACGGUAGAGGUUAUAGAGUACAGUAGGAACUACAGUUUGUUAAUAUCCAUAUUCCAU